Triticum aestivum (bread wheat) is the source of this 630-nucleotide messenger RNA. RefSeq lists its product as uncharacterized. The record is from RefSeq and is a predicted model, not a curated record. Lineage: Eukaryota; Viridiplantae; Streptophyta; Magnoliopsida; Poales; Poaceae. Bases 1 to 630 code for a protein of 209 amino acids. Gene Ontology annotation, molecular function: nucleoside triphosphate diphosphatase activity. The transcript is spliced from 6 exons.
AUGGCUUCCACCUGCAACAACUCCUCAUCGUUCAAGAGCGCCGACAUCGACGAGAAGGCCAUCAGGAGGGAGAAGCCGGAGGAGCUGGUCAAAGCCUUGGCCGAGGCCAAGGCCGACGCCAUUCAACUGAACCUUCGUAAUCGAGACAGCAGAGAUCUGCCUACCCUUCUGAUCACUUCUGACCAGGUUAAGGUGAGCAAAGGGAUGAUACGGGAGAGGCCGACGAGCACGGAGGAAGCCAGGGAAUUCAUCAAGGGGUACUCGGGUGAUGUAGCGUUUGCAGUGAAUUAUAUCCUCGUGACCAACCUGAGCACCGGGGGUAGGAAAGGGGGUUGGGAUAUACCUGAGGUGAAGGAAGGAGGCAUGACUUGCGUGGCUGGGGGCCUCAGGCUCAUGCAUCCAUCAUCUUUGCCGUUCAUCAAGGAACUAGUGAGAAAAUUCUUCCAAAUAGCCCCUACUUCAAAAUGUCGAGAUGGAACUGCAUAUCCACUUCACUGUUCUGACUUCAUCACUGUUUUGGUUUCUGCGUUUGUUGCGCAGGUCGGUACGAUGGAUAGCGUUCGAGGACUUCCCAAGAACCUCACCGAGAAGCUCAUUCGAGAAUCCCUACAAGAAACUGUUGAAAUGUAG